CGGCGGCCGGCGAUGGGGAUGAUGACCAUGCACCGUGGCUACCACGUCGAGACCGUGCCCUACACCAACCGCGCCCACCUCGUCCCCCGCUCCGGCCGGGCCGCACGCGAGCGCCAUGCCACCGACUCCUACUUCGCCGCUUUCAAGAAGCAUUACGCGUCCUGGAUCCUCGAGGAGAACGACGAUCAGAACGUCCGCGUCAACCGCAUCGUCAUGGAGCUUGUCGGCGCCGUCCACCGUAGCCUGCCCAAGAAGGCUCUCGGCUGGGUGGACGACCUCAAUUGGGAGGCGGUUGUUCUCAGACACGACAGCGUCAACGCUUAUGUGCUGUGCACCGGCAAAAUCGUAGUUUUCACCGGGCUGCUCCGCCGUCUCGACACCGACGCCGAGAUCGCCGCUGUUCUUGGGCACGAGUUCGGACACGUUCUUGCAAAGCACACGUCAGAGAUGAUCGCAAACUUGAUCGACAACAAGUGGUUUCCGGCCCUCCUCACCGCCCCAUUCCUACGAAGGCAGGAGAUAGAAGCAGAUUAUAUCGGAAUGAUGCUACUCGCAGCUGCUGGUUACGAUCCACAUGAAGCCCCUCGAGCCCUUGAGAAGGUCGGAAACAUGGAAAGAAAAUCUAUAUUGGAGAAACUGCUGUCUUUUCUCUCUCAUCCAUCCUGCAAGAAAAGGUCACGGCUGCUAUCGCAACCUAGGGUCAUGAGGAAGGCAAUGACAUUAUACAAUCAAGUGAAAGGAAAGAAACAUUGUUGUGUUGAAAUACAAAUUGUAUAGGGAUAGGAUUGGUGUUUAACUAUAAACCUCUCCUAUCCCUUCUUGUCUCGGUCUCCUCCUCUACCGACCUUCUCUGUACUUCUCUCGA
Messenger RNA from Triticum aestivum (bread wheat), 865 nucleotides. Its product is annotated as mitochondrial metalloendopeptidase OMA1-like. The coding region runs from base 13 to 777 and encodes 254 amino acids. NCBI's taxonomy places the organism in Eukaryota, Viridiplantae, Streptophyta, Magnoliopsida, Poales, Poaceae. Gene Ontology annotation, molecular function: metalloendopeptidase activity. The transcript is spliced from 3 exons. The record is from RefSeq and is a predicted model, not a curated record. Gene Ontology annotation, cellular component: membrane.